UUCCCUAUUCAUUUUCCCCAUUUUACAGUCUCUCUCUCUCUUCUGUUCUUUCUCUUCUCUCUCCCUGAAGAACAUUGCUUUACAAAUCGACCACCGAAAGAAAGAGAAAUUUACUUUUUACUUGUUGAAAAUUUGUUAAACUGAGAAAGGAAACCCUUUUCUUUAUGGAUUCUCAUCUGGGUUUGUUUCUUCUGUCCGUUGUUCUUGUUUUUGCUUCUGGGUUUUCAAGAAAUCUACCAAUCUUAUCCUUUGAAGAUGGGUAUUCACAUCUUUUUGGAGAUGGAAAUCUAAUGGUUUUAAAGGAUGGGAAAUCAGCUCAUCUCACUCUAGACGAACGGACAGGUUCUGGCUUUGUAUCGCAAGAUAUUUACCGUCAUGGGUUUUUCAGUGCUUCUAUCAAACUUCCGGCAGAUUAUACCGCCGGCGUGGUUGUUGCUUUUUAUAUGUCAAAUGGUGAUAUGUACGAGGAUAAUCACGAUGAAAUAGACUUUGAAUUUCUGGGGAAUAUAAGAGGUAAAAACUGGAGAGUCCAAACUAAUGUUUACGGCAAUGGAAGCACAAGCACAGGUAGAGAAGAAAGAUAUGGACUCUGGUUCGAUCCAUCUGAAGAUUAUCAUGACUACAGCAUUCUUUGGACUGAAAAACAUAUAGUAUUUUAUGUUGAUGAUAUACCCAUAAGAGAAGUAAAAAGAAAUGAAGAAAUGGGCGGAGAUUUCCCAUCAAAGCCGAUGUCUUUAUAUGCAACAAUUUGGGAUGGUUCUUCAUGGGCUACUAAUGGAGGUAAAUACAAAGUGAAUUACAAAUACGCCCCAUUUGUUGCCCGUUUCUCGGAUUUCAUUCUCCAUGGCUGUGCUGUUGAUCCGGCUGAACCGUCUUCAUCGGAAUGUGAUGUAUCUCCUUAUUUCGUUUCACUGGUUAAUGAAGAAAUCACGCCGGAGCAAAUGGAGAAGAUGGGUAGUCUUAGAAAGAAGUAUUUACAGUAUUCUUAUUGUUAUGAUCGAUUCAGGUAUAAGAUUCCAUUGCCGGAAUGUGAGAUUGUUUCUCAGGAAGCUGAUCAUCUUCUCAGGUUUGACCCUGUUACAUUCGGCGGUGAUCAUCACCGUCGUGGAAAAAGACACCGCCGGAGCAAGGGAAUUAGUGCUGUUUGAGUAUGUAUGUCAAUAACAUUAAUAAUUACUGUCUUUACUCUUUUCUUUUGAAGUAUUUGAAUGAUUAAUUUAUGUUCUUUCAUGUCUUAUUUGGAUUCCAAUUUGAUUCUCGGGAUUAUAUGUCUA
Impatiens glandulifera is the source of this 1274-nucleotide messenger RNA. RefSeq names its product probable xyloglucan endotransglucosylase/hydrolase protein 27. Gene Ontology annotation, biological process: cell wall biogenesis; xyloglucan metabolic process. Gene Ontology annotation, molecular function: hydrolase activity, hydrolyzing O-glycosyl compounds; xyloglucan:xyloglucosyl transferase activity. Lineage: Eukaryota; Viridiplantae; Streptophyta; Magnoliopsida; Ericales; Balsaminaceae. The record is from RefSeq and is a predicted model, not a curated record. The transcript has 4 exons. The coding region runs from base 165 to 1148 and encodes 327 amino acids. Gene Ontology annotation, cellular component: cell wall; apoplast.